Molecule: messenger RNA, 2699 nt
Organism: Closterium sp. NIES-67
Lineage: Eukaryota; Viridiplantae; Streptophyta; Zygnematophyceae; Desmidiales; Closteriaceae
Source: the annotation of a GenBank genome assembly
CUGUUCACUCUGUCACUAACUACCCGCUAUCGUUCCCAAAGCAGCCCGCCACCGUGGCGUCGCACCGCCUUUUCCCCCUCUCAGUGGAGCGGACGAUCGCGCCGCGCGUACCGCUGAACACGUGGCGAGUCUGUUCUGCGCGAUCUACGCCGUGCUUCCCGAGCUCCUUCUUACACUACCUCCCUAGGACCGUCCUCGCACCGCCGUCCGAUCUUCUCAAGCCGUCAGAAAUUUCAUUUUAUAGGAAAGGGAAGCCGCUGCGAAGGUUCUUCGGGAUUAGUCCAUCCGUCGAAGCGCAACUGGCGCCCUUUAGAUUCCAUAGCUCCGCCGCGUCCCGGCUUACCUUGGCUUACCCUCUCACGCGCGACUGCGGUGGAUCGACGGGAUUAGACCGGAUCGUUAGGGUUAGCUCCUUUCCUGAAGGAGUGAGAUCGAUUAAGUGUGCUGCUGCGAAAGACAGUGGAGGGAGAGAGGCACGGGCGAGGGCUGUAGCAGGAAGGGAGGUGCUGACCGGAGCAGCCUUUACUGGAGCGGGUGGAGUGACUCAAUAUCGCAGAUUUGCCUCCGUUCAAGGGAGCCUAUCGCGUGGGUCGACGAUUGCGAGAUCAGCGCCGACGUCAGCGACGGCUGUACCGCCAGAUUCAAGCCUGGACGCAGCUGACGCUGCGCUACUGAAAUCCACGUCAGCAGAAGCAACUGCCACGUCAGCAGGAGCUUCUGCAGGAGAAGCGGCCGAGUCAGCAGAGCCACCGAAAAGCCCCCUGCGUGUGGUGUCCCCCAUGGCGUUCGGCGAGCCCGAGGCAGUGCGGGUGACGGGGGAGGUGUCGCUGAGCGACGACGAGCGACACCUGUUCAGCACCCUGCGAGAGAUUGUGGCGCACUAUGGACUGGGCACGCAGCUGCGGGUGGCGGGGGGGUGGGUGAGAGACAAGCUGAUCGGCCAUGACUGCAUUGACAUCGACAUCGCCCUGGACAACAUGUUGGGGAGGCAGUUUGCGGAGAAGGUCACGGAGUAUCUCAAGGACCGGGGGGAGACUGUGCGGGGCGUGGGGGUCAUUCAGAAGAACCCCGAGCAGUCGAAGCACCUGGAGACGGCAACCAUGAUGAUCCAUGGCAUCUGGAUCGACCUGGUCAACCUGCGGGCCGAGGAGUACACGCACGACUCCAGAAUACCCACCGCCAUUGAGUUUGGCACAGCAGAGGAGGAUGCGCUGAGAAGAGACCUCACGAUUAACAGCAUGUUCUACAACAUCACCACGGAGCACGUCGAGGACCCCACCGGCAGAGGAAUUUCCGACCUCAAGGGUGGUAUCAUCCGCACGCCUCUCCCUCCCCACCAGACCUUCCUAGACGAUCCUCUCAGAGUGCUCCGUGCUGUCAGGUUCGCUGCCCGAUUCGGCUUCUCAUUGGACGAGGAAUUGCGGUCAGCAGCAGCUUCGGAGGAGGUCCGGGCAGCGUUGGGAAACAAAGUCAGCAAAGAAAGGAUCGGGAAGGAGGUCGAGCUCAUGCUCAAGUCUCGUGACCCCUACGCGGCAAUCGCUCUCAUAGUCGACCUCAACCUCUUCCCCACCGUCUUCCCGCUUCCCCACGCUCCCUCGCACACUGCCGACGUGCCGCCAGACGAUGAGCUCCCAGGCCUCUGUGAAGCAUCAUUCGCUGCUACCUGCACACGCCUGCACCAGUGGAAGAAACAUCUGCCUCAGGCUUUGAAUGAUCACUCGUCUGACUUGACGGUGGGUCUGCUACUGGCGUCUCUGCUGCUGCCGCUGAGGCACGCGCACUACCUUGAUAAGAAGAAGAAAGACGUGCCCUUCGCCCAGCACAUUGUCCUGGACUCCCUCAAGCUCAAGCGCGCUUAUGCUGACAUGGCAGUCCGGGGGGAUAAUGUGGUUCUGCUGCAUGCGGCAGCUGAGGACUUCGCUGCAAUAGCGCCCCUGCUGGUGGCAGCAGCAUCAGCGGGGGGAGAUGCAGCAGCAGCAGCAGCAGCAGCAGCAGCAGCAGGGGGAGGGGGAGAAACAAGAGCCCUUACCCUGAUAUCAGCCCCGCAUGAGGAGUUCCAAGGCAACGCAAGAGUGCUGGCAGGCAAGUUGCUCCGCAAGGUAAAGGCCUGCUGGCCGUCCGCUGUGCUGCUGGCUUCCACUCUGCCGCCCAUUUCACAUGCAGCAAGUGGUGAACAGUGCAUGGGAAAGGCGGAGGAGCAGAGAGAGAGGAAGGAGGAGGAUAGAAAGGGAGAGGAGGGAGAGGAGGGGUGCAAGAGGAGGCGCAUGGAGGGGAGUGAGGGAGGUGCUGUAGAGGAUGGGGGGUGUGGGAGUUGUCAUCAUGAUCAGAGCGAGUUCUAUCUUAAAGUACUCCAAGCAGUGCAUGUCAUGGGUCUGGAUGGUGUGUGGGAUACAAAGCCCAUACUCAAUGGUCGGGAUGUGGUUGCUGCUCUAGCACUCGGGAAAGGCGACUCACGCACAGGAUAUUGGAUGGACCGAGUGAUGGAGUGGCAAUUAGCUCAUUCAGGUAAUGGAUCCAUCGAGGAAUGUAUGGCGUGGUUGAAAGCGCAGGCGCAGGCCGUUGGAGGCGAUGUUAAGAAACUGUAGCUCAGUGAAAGUAAGCUUUGCUGUAAUAAAAAUAUGGAUGAUCCAUUUAGGAAACUGUUAUGGUGCGGCAUGCUGCCGAUGACGAUAUUCUUCAGUGAGCCUUUCGAAGUCCGC